AUGUCGUCCUUAUUCCGCACCACCACCACAUAUGAUCCGAUCGAGGCGCUCCUCAAUGCCGACACCGAUGACAAGCGCGAUGAGCUGACCCAGAGGUGGAAGAACAACAAACUAGAAGAGCUCAACUUCAUCGGUAUUGUCGGUGCUCUGCUAGCUGGCGUCCUGACAUCGACGGCCCAAGUCAUCACCUGGCAACUGAGCGCAGUCUUCUUGACACUUAGUGUUUUGGCAAUGCUCGGUGGCAUGUUCAUCUUGAUAUGGAGCUCGACUGGCUCCAAUUUACCCGGGACUACUUGGUGGAACACCGAUGCGAAGCUUGCCGUCACGUUCAGCAUCGUUACCUUCGUCAUCUUCCUUCUCUUUGUGUUUGAGCAGGUUACCCUGUACUCAUGGUCUGGUCGCGAUGACUCUACACAGUAUGAAUAG
This is a messenger RNA of Cyphellophora attinorum, 426 nucleotides long. RefSeq lists its product as uncharacterized. The record is from RefSeq and is a predicted model, not a curated record. The transcript has 3 exons. Bases 1 to 426 code for a protein of 141 amino acids. Lineage: Eukaryota; Fungi; Ascomycota; Eurotiomycetes; Chaetothyriales; Cyphellophoraceae.